This is a messenger RNA of Centruroides sculpturatus (bark scorpion), 2271 nucleotides long. Its product is annotated as sentrin-specific protease 1-like. Bases 261 to 1721 code for a protein of 486 amino acids. Gene Ontology annotation, molecular function: deSUMOylase activity. Gene Ontology annotation, cellular component: nucleus. NCBI's taxonomy places the organism in Eukaryota, Metazoa, Arthropoda, Arachnida, Scorpiones, Buthidae. The transcript has 15 exons. The record is from RefSeq and is a predicted model, not a curated record. Gene Ontology annotation, biological process: protein desumoylation.
AUAAAAAUCCAUCUUCAUCAAUCACUGGCACAAUUCCAAAAGACUUCCUUAGCAGAACAUUUGUAACUUCUAAAGAUACAGGAAAAGGCUGCAAUGAACAAAAUCAACUUUCAGAUUCUGAAAAUAAGAAGUCUUUGCUGUAUGAAAGUAAAGUUCCUAAUUAUUCAAGGAUACAUACAGUGAAUGAUUCAAAUGAAGAACCAGAAGUGUGUUUUCUUUCAAAAAUAAGUAAUGAAAAUAAUAAAAGUAAUGGACUUCAAAUGAAUGAUGCUUCUACUAAAUAUAAGAGAAUUAGAUAUUCAGGUUUAAAUGGAAGAACAAAGUUUUUAACUGCUCAAGAGAGUAUUCGACUUCAUGAAAAAGAACAAUACAAAUUAUUAUUACAGCAGCAUACGUCGGAAUCAUUGUUUAAUUCGUCGAAAGUGAUAAAUAAUAUGAAAGAUGCACAAGUUCAAAGUGACUUAAGUUAUGGCAAACCACAACAGAAAGCAAAUAAACAGAUGUCAUUCAAAUUUUCAUCACCUGUGAGAAGAGAGAAAUUAAGCAAAGAAUCAACUUAUGAUUUAAUAGAAUUAUUACAUUCAAUUCAUAAUGUUCAACAUUCAAGUGUAAAGAAAACAUCCACAUCAAAAGAGUAUCUUCCAAUAUUGAAAUUUGGAAAUGACACUAGUACUUUGAACAAAUAUUCUUUAAUGAAAGCAAACAGAGAGAAACCUUCACCUAUUAAAAAUGAUGAUGAUGAUAGUGUGAUCAUAACAAAGGUAGAGGUUAUAAAACCACCACUCUCUAAAAUCCAAUUCCCAGCAAGGCAAAAAGAGAACCAUUUUUUUAAUGGAAAUUGGCUGAAAGAACUUAGACAGUCAAUAGAAAGGCGAGAUGAAGAAGAGAAGAAGAAGAUAAGAUAUCAAGAAGAAUUAACGCGAUCAAUUCGAGAGAAGAGGGAAGCAAAGUAUGCAAUUGCAGAGGAAAAGAUGAAGGAAAUUUUUAAGAGGAAAGGAACAGCAGUUUUAGAAGAAAAACCUCUUGAAGAUGAAGAUCAGUUAGAUGGUUUUCCAGAAUUAACAUCUGAAAUGGAUGUGGAAGUUGAUGAUGCUUUAAGGCCAAAUCCUCCGGAUGAAGUCUUAGCUGAAGGUUUUCGUCUGUCCGUUGCACGCAGAGAUAUGGAGACACUUGCGGGACUUAAUUGGCUUAAUGAUGAAAUAAUUAAUUUCUACAUGAAUUUGCUUAUGGAAAGAAGCAAAUUGGAUAAUUUUCCAACUGUAUAUGCCUUUAAUACAUUCUUCUAUACCAAAUUGUUAAACAGUGGUCACAGUGCAUUGAAAAGAUGGACGAGAAAAGUUGACAUUUUUGAAUAUGACAUGUUGCUUAUUCCCGUUCAUAUGGGAAUGCACUGGUGUUUAGCUGUUAUUGACUUCCGACAUAAAAAAAUUCAGUAUUAUGAUUCUAUGGGAGGGCAAAAUGACGAGUGUUUAAAUGCACUAAGAACAUAUUUACAAGAUGAGAGAAUGGAUAAAAAGAAAGAAGAAUUCGAUAUGAGUGGAUGGGCACUAGAAACAGUAAAAAAUAUACCUCAUCAAAUGAAUGGAAGUGAUUGUGGAAUGUUUGCAUUGAAAUAUGCGGAGUAUAUAACGAGAGAUGCAAAAAUUAAUUUCACACAGGGUCAUAUGCCUUAUUUUCGCCGGCGAAUGGUUUACGAAAUUUUGAAGAAACAGUUAUUGUGAUGAACGUCAAAUCUACGACGGUCCAUACAUGAAAUUAUUAUUUUGCCACUUGCAAAAUAAAAAUAUAACCCCACCUCCACGAGGUUCCAGAUUUUUAUAUUUACAUAAUCAUUACUUAGGAGAAUUUUACUAGUAUGAUGUGAAGUUAUCAUUAUGUGCGAAUGAACAUCCGAGAAUUCAUUUACAUUGUAAAACCAUAAUUUAAAUUAAAUGCCAUUCAUACAAGAAAUGUCAUAAAAGUUGCAUGGAAAAAAAACUCGUAAUUUCAUAACUGUAAUUAUGGUAAAUCUUCAUUUCCUUAACUUUUCUUUUUAAUUUCCUGGCAUAGAAUUUAUAAUUUGCGAUAUUCAAUUAAUGAUUACCAUCUUAUAAAGAGGUAAAUGGAUAUAAUGAUUUAACUGAACGAAAUUUAGUAUUUUAAAAAAGAAAAUUGCAUUGUUUUGAAUUACGAUCUGUUAAAAAUGCCUUUUUUUCCCAUACAGUUUUAAAAUGAAACAUUGUAAAUUGAAUUGUUAUUUUCUUCAUUUUGAAAAGUCUAUUAUUGUACAUA